GCAUCAUCCCAUGAAUCACUGCGGCAAUGCACAUGUUUGAUCGGACCUGAUCUGUCCACUCAUCAUCGUCAUCGUUGCUGAAAUUGUUGCUGAUGGCUCCUCGCGUGCCUGACGCCUCAGCGGAUGUGGCCAUCGACGUGCAGGCAGCCGCAGGUUGGACCCAUCCCACCCCGCAGCCGCUCCCCGCCUGGCCUGCAACAAACUCACCCACCCCAUUGCCCGCUCUCCCGCCCCCGUUGCCGCAGAUUGCCCAGCCGCCCAAUGGAAUGCUGAGUGUGCCGGCUGUUGUCCCAUGGUGGCCAGAGAUCCCGAGGGUGGUCAAGGUCAUGCACCAAACGUACCAAACUCUUACAUGUCCAGCCCCUGUUCAGUGUUUGUCUGGGUUGUGUGUUCUGACUGUUGACUUGCAGCUGCUGAGUUGGAGCUUUUGGGCGUUCGUCUUGUCGCACCUCGUCUUUCUCUUGCUCAUGCCUCAAGUGCUGGACUGGGUGCCCCGCUCCCCUCUGCCGAUGCUCCUCUGGUCUAUUGCGGGGUUGGGUGUGUUGGUCGCUUGCUCGAGGUCCUUCUACAAUCGCAUGUCAGAGAUCGCCCCCCUCCACGGCGGCGACUUCACUCCCAAGCGGACUCGACUCGUGUUGAUGGUUACCCAUGGCCUCGUGAUGCUGCUGAUGGCGGCUGUCUUGCUGUCUCUGGUUUUCGGCGGAGAAGCGCUUAGGUUGCCGGCCGAGAGGGAGGACACUUGGGCGUCUAGAUUCGACUUCGUGGAGGUUUGUCUGGUGGUGACCGUGGUGGUUCUCAUGAGGACGACUAAGACAAUCGCGCUGCGGCGCCCUUGGUCGCCGUCUAUCGCGAUUCCUAGGGCUAUGUUGACAGUGAGUUGCGACUUUGCUGGAAGUAUCGUGGUGGUGACGGUCGCACGCAUGGCCACGGAUGUGUUGCUAUCCACCUUUGGGGAGGUUGCUUCCCGCGCCACCAAGGAAGGAUGAGUGCUGACGGACGAGAGAUUGAGUAGCGUAAUAGCAGGGGGGAGGGGAGGGAAGGUGCCGUGUGUGGAUGUGUGUUGGCGGUUUGGUGAUUUGGUCUAUGAGCGCUUUUGUGGACGGAUGUGUGUAUCUCUUAUCUCUUUCUCGGUACAUUUGUCCACUGCCAUCAAUGAGUGAGAGAGACAUGGACAGGGUGGGUGUGUCUCCGUGUCCUCCCACUGAAUGCAUCUCCUUACG
Molecule: messenger RNA, 1220 nt
Organism: Vitrella brassicaformis
Lineage: Eukaryota; Vitrellaceae
Source: the annotation of a GenBank genome assembly